CCUCCUCCUCUCUUUCCCCGUCUCCGCCCCCCCUCCACCUCCGCCUCCCCAGAUUCCUCCGCACCGCCAUGGACGACCUCGAGCAGGCCAUCCUGCUGGCCUCCGACUCCCCCGCCGCCGCCGCGGCGUCCCCGUCCGUCCGCGCGGAGGCUCUCGCCUUCUGCGCCCGCGCCCGCGACGAGUCCCCGCCGUCGUCGCUCCUCCGCCUCUGCCUCUCCGGCCUCGCCUCCUCCCCGCACGCGCAGGUCCACUUCUGGUGCCUCCAAUCCCUCCACGACGCGCUCCUCCGCCGCCGCCUCGUGCUCCCCGACGACCUCGCGCUGCUCCGCUCCUCGCUCCUCUCGCUAGCGGUUUCCUCACACGCCGCGUCGCCGCCGUUUCUCCGCAACAAGCUCGCCCAGCUUGUUGCGCUCCUCGUCCGCCUAGAUUACCCCCAUGUCUACCCCUCCUACUUCCUUGACCUCCUCCCACCCGCGCCGCCGCAGCCGGGCCAGACGGACAUGUUCGCGCGGGUCCUCAUCUCACUCGACGACGACCUGCUCUCCCAAGAUUACCCCCGAAGUGCCGACGAGGCCAGCGACGCCAUGCGGGUGAAGGAUUCCAUGCGCGCGCAGUGUGUGCCCCAGAUCGCCCGCCACUGGCACGCAGCCGCCGCCACACUCCGUACAGCCGACCCCGCGGCCGCGGCUGUAGCCCUCGACGCGGCGCGCAGGUGCAUCUCGUGGAUCGAUGUUGGACUGGUGGCCAACGAUGUGUUUGUUCCUCUGCUCUUUGACAUUGCGAUGUCACCUGGAAGUGUGGCUCCGCUUGCUGCUGCAGCCGUGGGGUGCCUCGCUGCUGUGGCAGCGAAGAGGAUGGACGCCAGGGCGAAGGUCGGAUUGCUGAGGUCGCUCCUGGUUGCACAGCAGGGGCUCGGUAGCCCAGACAGCGGGUUAAAGAUGGCACCCUUGGUAACAACAUACGCUGUGGAGGCUCUGGAAUGUUAUCGGAAGCUUGGCCCUAGUGAUGCUGAUGGAGCUGCUGCUUUGGAGAUGCUGGAAGGGGUGCUGCCGGCUGUAUUUGCAGCCGCAGAGAGCUCCGAUGAUGAAGUGGAUUCUGGUUCUGUGCUUGAGUUUUUAUCUGGCUAUGUGAGCAUGAUGAAGGCACCAUCUGAGAAGCAGUUGGGGCACUUGGGACGAAUCUUGGAGGUGGUGCGGGUGCAGAUGUCAUAUGAUCCAGUAUAUAGGGGGCAUCUUGAUGUGCUCGACAAAAUAGGGAAGGAGGAGGAGGACCUCAUGGCAGAACAACGGAAGGAUUUGAUUGCAUUGUUCCGGAGCAUUUGUCGUGUAGCGCCAGCUGCUGCUCAGCUGUUCAUAAGAGGGUUGCUUGUGACAGCUCUCUCGUCGGCAGAAGUUAGUGUGGAGGAUGUUGAGGUCACUCUUACCCUGUUCUACCGGCUUGGAGAAGCAGUGGGUGAGGAAGAGAUCCGGACUGGGGCAGGUCUGCUGGGUGAGCUUGUGCCCAUGCUCCUUGCUGCGAGAUUCUCAUGUCACACACACCGCCUAGUUGCAUUGGUGUAUCUGGAGACAGUUACCCGCUACAUGAAGUUUAUGCAGGAGCAUGUGCAGUAUGUGCCACACCUGCUUAGUGUCUUCUUGGAUAACCGUGGCAUACACCAUCAGAAUGCCCUCGUGAGUCGGCGUGCAGGAUACUUAUUCAUGAGGGCAGUCAAGUUAUUGAAGGCAAAGCUAGUGCCUUACCUGGAUACCAUUUUGCAGAACCUGCAAGAUGUACUAAGCCAAUUCACUUCUAUGGAUUGGGCAAACAAAGAUGUCAAGUUUCCCAGCUCGGAGGAUGGCAGCCAAAUUUUUGAGGCUGUUGGAUUAUUGAUCGGCAUUGAGGAGGUCUCACCAGAGAAGCAGGCUCAGUGCUUGACUGCUCUGCUAAAUCCUCUGUGCCAUCAGAUUGAGUCCCUUGUCAUGGAUGCCAAAGUGCAAGGACUUGAAGAAUCAUCACCGAGAGCCAUUAGUCUUCAACAGAUUAUUGUUGCAUUGAAUAUGGUCAGCAAGGGCUUUAAUGAGCGCCUUGUGAUGGCAAAUAGGCCAGCUAUUGGAGUCAUGUUCAAGAAAACCCUUGAUGUUGUUCUGCAAGUCCUCGUCUCAUUUCCUAAUGUGAAACCUCUGCGAUCUAAGGUCAUAUCCUUUCUGCAUAGGAUGAUUGAGAUAUUAGGUAUCCCAGUGCUUCCAUAUAUCCCAAUCGCACUGAGACAAUUGCUUCUCGAUAAUGAGGCUAAAGAUAUGGUGGAAUUUCUUGUAUUGGUAAACCAAAUAAUCUGCAAAUUCAAAUCUUCAGCUAGUGCCGUACUAGAAGAAGUCUUUCCCACUAUUGCAAGUCAUUUGUCUGUGAUACUAUCACAAGAUGCAUUUUCAGCUGGUCCUGCAAGCAAUACUGAGGAAAUGCGAGAGCUGCAAGAGCUGCAGAGGACGUUAUACACUUUCUUGCAUGCUAUGGCAACACAUGAUCUUUCUACAAUCCUCCUUACUCCUAGCUGUAUGCAGUAUCUGGAUACUAUAAUGCACUUGCUUUUAUUUACUUCAUGUAAACAUAAAGAUAUACUACUCCGCAAGGGAUGUGUACAAAUUUUUGUGAAUCUUGUAAAGGACUGGUGCACUAACUCUGAAGAUAAGGUUACUGGCUUCCGAGAAUUUAUGAUUGAGAAGUUUGCUACUGAUUGCUGUUUGUACAGUGUACUUGAUAAAUCAUUUGAUUUAGGCGAUGCAAAUUCGCUUGUUCUCUUUGGUGAAAUUGCGGUGGCCCAAAAGAUUAUGUAUGAAAGGUUUGGGGACGUCUUCAUUCAGAAAUUUAUAGAAACAGGUCUUACAAAAGUUUGCUGCCCACCGGACCUAGCUAAACAGUAUCGCGAGAAGUUACAGGGAAAUGAUAUCAAGGCAUUCAGGUCAUUUUAUCAAUCGCUUAUCGAGAAAUUAAGACCUCAAGGGAAUGGGAGUCUUGUAUUCAGAUAGCAUCAUUCAUGCAUUUUCAAUAUGUUUGCCAGCAGAAGACUCCUCAGCUGUGUUAUUCCAGUAUAGAGUAGUUGUGUCAUCAUCAAUGUAUAUAGAGCUACCAUUUCUGAGAUUGGAAGGUGUAUACUGCGGCGAUAUCUUUACCUAGUCUGGCUACCGUGGCGGAGUUCCUUAUUCAUCGUGUUCUAUUGAGACGCGGGGGAGUUUGUCCCCCAAUAGUUCUGCUGAGGAAGAAAAAGAGUUCCAUUUCUUUAGUUUGAUCCUUCUCCCCAAAUCAUAGUUAUUCUUCUAUCUGGGCCUGAAGUUUUGCAAGGUACUUCCAGUGAAUUAGUAGUAGUUGGAGGAUAGGGGAAAAAGAGUGCUGUGUAGGCUGUGUUUUUCCUGACAGAAUUGUCGCACCGCCUGUUGUGUUGUGUUAUACCAAAUUUUGCGAAUGGUUUGCACCCCCAGCAUUAGCCGUCUGGGGUGCUGUACUGUACAUAUUCUUUGGUCGUGGUGCCAUUCGCUUUCGUAAAUCAUUCUAUCGCCUUUUUUAUUC
Setaria italica (foxtail millet) is the source of this 3540-nucleotide messenger RNA. RefSeq names its product exportin-T. Gene Ontology annotation, molecular function: small GTPase binding; tRNA binding. The transcript is spliced from 15 exons. The coding region runs from base 69 to 3002 and encodes 977 amino acids. Gene Ontology annotation, cellular component: nuclear matrix; cytoplasm; nuclear pore. Gene Ontology annotation, biological process: tRNA re-export from nucleus. NCBI's taxonomy places the organism in Eukaryota, Viridiplantae, Streptophyta, Magnoliopsida, Poales, Poaceae. The record is from RefSeq and is a predicted model, not a curated record.